UCAAAGUCUACCCAAAUUCCCUCUUUGGAGUUAUACAUAGAAUAGGUACCAUUAGGGAAUCAAGUUGUAAAUGUAUCUUCAAAUCCUUCUCUUACACCUAUGUCUAUGUUAUUUCAAGAAACGCAAAAUCCCUUUGUUCCUUCUCCAUCUUGUACUCUUUCUCAACCCCCUCCAAAUCAAGUUUCAAUUGAUGCAAUGGUUAACUUAGGAGAAAGUAAUGAGGUGGCACAUUGGGAUGAUGGUAAUGAGAGUAAUGAGCUAGUUGAUGAUCCUUCUGAGGAUGAUGUGGAUGUGGAUGAGGAUGCUCUGGCCACUGACAUGACCUUAGGCAACAAUCCUACAAUUAUUGCUCCUACACCUUAUGCCCUAGUUCUACCUCUAGAUGAACAUGUGGAGGAAAACUCUUGGAGGACUUGGGCUUGUGAUACCACUUACACCGAAGAAGGGGAGUUUGAAAAAGGUAUGAUGUUUGAUAGUAUGGAAUCUUUGUUGGAAGCUAUUAGAGUAUAUCAUAUUCGUAGAAAUGUAGAUUAUAGAACUGAGACUUCCAACCAAACUAUCCUUACCUUGAAGUGUAAGAGGGGUUGUUCUUGAAAACUAAGGGCUAGGCUUGAUUCUUAUUCAUCUUCAUGGCAUAUUGUUACAUACCAUGGAAAGAAUAGGUCUUGUGUAUUGGGCAGUGACACUGUGUCGGCUGGACACAUUCACUUGACAUCUUCUGUGAUUAACAAUGUGAUUAGAAACUAUGUUGCCCAAGACCCAUCAGUUAAGGUCUCUGUCGUGCGGCAGAUGGUCAAAGAUCGUUUUGGUAUAGAUGUGAAUUAUAAGCGAGCGUGGUGUGCUAAGCAACAAGCCUUAUUGUCCAUCUAUGGUACUUGGGAAGAUUCUUAUUCUUUCCUUCCACGCUUCUUAAAAGCUUUGCAACAUUCUAACCCGGGCCUAGUAGUUGAGUAGUUCUUCAGAGAAGACAAUGACGCAGGUGUGUAUGUACGACCUAAUAUUAGAACCUUCCAACGUGUUUUUUGGGCUUUUAGACCUAGCAUUGAGGGCUUCAAUCAUUGUAAACCUCUUAUCGCCAUUAACGACACACACUUGUAUGGUAAGUAUCGUCAUACCUGAUUGACUGUCAUUGCCCAAGAUGGUGAUAAGAGAAUCUUUCCACUAGCAUUUGUCUUGGUAGAGAAGGAAUGCAUAGGUGCAUGGUCUUGGUUUAUGACUUGUAUUCGUAAGCAUGUCACACAGAGGAUGGGUUUGUGUAUUAUUUCGGAUAGACACGCGGGUAUUUUAACGACCAUGGAGCGAGAAGCCGGAAUGGCAACCACCUUAUGCCCAUCAUAGGUUAUGCUUACGUCAUUUGCUUAGUAACUUUAACCGUGCUAUGGGUAACGUUCAACUAAAAAAGUUAUUUGGUAGAAUUGCUGAGCAAAGACAACAAUCUAAGUUAAUUGAGGGCUUGAGGGAAAUUGGAACUGCAAAACGAGAGGUUGUUUUCUGGAUUGAUGAAGUAGGUCAUAUGUCUAAGUGGUCAUUGUGUCAUGAUGGGGGACAUAGGUAUGGUGUUACUAACACCAACUUAGCAGAAGUCUUUAACUAUGUGAUGAAGGGUGUACGUUUUUUGCCUUUGACUACACUGGUUGAAUUCACCUUUUAUCGCAUCAAUGAUUAUUUUGUUAAAAGACAUGAAAGUGCUAGUGCGUGGCUAACUGGAGGAUACAUGUACACCUCGCAUGCCACCAAGAUUAUCACUAGAAACACCGAGAAGGCGAACUUCCAUGAGAUCAUUGCAUUCGACUAUAGAAGAGCUAUCUUCGAAGUUAAGACUGGGCGGGGAAAUAGAGGAUCGUCCAAGGGGGUAAGAUACAAUAUGUGAACUUCACACAAAGGAAGUGCACAUGUAACAAAUUAGAGAUAUACCACUUACCUUGCUUAGAUGUUCUUGCAGUAUGCAUCAAACGUCACUUAUCAUACGAGCGGUUUGUGGACCCUUGCUAUACCUCUGCGAGUUAUGCAAGUACAUAUAAUUCCUGCUUCAUGCCAAUGAUUGAUAAAGAGGUCAUGGCCUCAAUACACUGGCUUUGAACUUAGACAUGAUCCUGAUCAAAUUUCGUGGUAAGAGGAGGCCUAAAUCUAAGAGGAUUGCCAAUGAAAUGGAUGAAGGAAGAAAGAAACACAAUACUUGUCGUUGUUGUGGGAGUAAAGGUCACAACGCUAAAACUUGCACAUCCAGUUUUUGUGGGACCCCUACCCCGCCGACGCAUACGCAGCUGUGCCCGAGCACUCGGGAAUUCAGUCGGAUGCGUGGAGGGCUUCUGUGCCACUCAUAUGCUUUGACAUAGUCGAGGUUCAUCUACCUGAGCGUGUACUAUGCCAAUAUGGGUUGGUACAGGGCAUUCUACCACCUUGCGACACUGAACCCGAGUUGCACCUCAGUUCGCGCAAGGGUCAAGGAACGAAGAACUGGAGCGAGAUUAACGGGCGCCACAUCGCUCAUUGGGAUCAUCGCCUGGAGCUGCUAGCCCAAGGUGCGCUAAUCGAUGCUGCUGGCGCACCUAUUACCGCAAACUACAUGUCAAUGUUCCUUUCCAUCACUCGUCGAUGGAUGACACCACGAGGUAUCAUUACUGCAUCACAGUAUGCACCUGCUGCGCCGACGAUGACCCAAUUUGUAAGUACUCUUCUAUAUUUAAUUGUUUAAACUACAACUUACAUAAUAUAAUAUUAUUUUAACUAACUAUUGAUUGCAAGCACAAGGUGUGCAGCCGUGAUCUGCUUUAGGCACGAAGAGCCGAUUUGGGAGAUUGCGCAAGGCAUACUCCUUGGCACACAGUUCUAGCACUUCAUUCCGGAAGUUGCUGAGGAGGCAUCACCGGCUACUUGCGAGGUGUGCGUCUCUUCUCCUCCUCAUAACGUUCAUUUGGAGGAGAUGGACUUGUCAUACCCUGAUGAUGGUGCGGGGACCUCCCAGGCUGGGCCAUUCCAGCCAUCAUAGUACCAGUCACCUUCCCUCCCAGAUCGACACAUGAACGCCUCUUACUAUCGUAGGAGGCGUAUAAGACCAUCUCAAUUACAUAGGGUGGAAGAGGGUGAUGAGGGUUA
Messenger RNA from Amaranthus tricolor (Joseph's coat), 3096 nucleotides. RefSeq lists its product as uncharacterized. NCBI's taxonomy places the organism in Eukaryota, Viridiplantae, Streptophyta, Magnoliopsida, Caryophyllales, Amaranthaceae. The record is from RefSeq and is a predicted model, not a curated record. The transcript is spliced from 2 exons. The coding region runs from base 100 to 594 and encodes 164 amino acids.